AUGCCGGCAGACGAAUCCGUUACUUCUGGCUCGUCCGUAGCGCCCACGCAGAGCUCCCGGAGUACAGAGGGUGAUGCGUCUGCGGAUGAGUCUGAUGACACCAGAACUCUGGCCGAGGACGAAGAUAUAGGACUUGCUCCACGAGAUUGGACGAUAAUCCAGAUUCGUGAAAGGGAGGAUGAUGAGUACAGAGGAGUCGACCAGUACCUAAUCAAGUGGGCGCGGACUAGGCACCCGACAGCAGAUUUCGCCGUCAGCCUUCGACGGGGCACGCUGCGGGUCAGGGACGGCGAUGAUCAAUGGGCGAUCGUUCGCCACGACGAGACGACACCAAACCCAGGAAAUGGAGAGCCAGAAAUCAUUGUGGAGUGGGCAGACACCUGGCUCACGAUGUGGCAACUUCCUUCUGCAUGGACGGCCGUUGUGGAAUUCACCAGGCGAAACCCAUUGCCUCUCGGACUGAUCACAUCGGGAGCCAAGCCAGACCUGCAGAACUGGCCAAUAUUUUUGAAAAGCUGUUGGGAUCCGGAGUCGGAGCCGGAAACUGACGACGGCAACAAUCUGAUCGAAGACGACGAUUUUGAGAUCGAGGUACACAUCKAUUAUACCGCAUCAUUCCUUCAGCACUGCAAACACGAAUUGUCGGAGGGCAGGAAACUAGCCUCUCCAGCCAUUGCAUCUCUUCUGUGCAUGCCGGUACGCCAACGGCUGAAAUUCAAUCCAGAAUAUGUGAGGAUGAACAGUACUUUGAAGCUUGGCCGCAAGAAAUGGCGAGUCUUGCCAGUGUAUGUCGUGGGACUAGCCCUGCGCGUGCGCUGCAACCACUGYGCGACAAGGCCGCGCGAGGAGCUUCUUUUCGCUCUUUGCGUGUUCUGGCCAGGUGUCUUUGCCGAUGCAUGCGUGAACUGCGUCUACGCCGGCGGUAGAUAUGCCAUUGAAUGCACAUGUCGCCUAGGUCUAUUGGGGUGGAAGGAUGAUGCUCGUGCUAUCCAGUUACCUGAUGCUGGAACUGUCGAGACCGCUGCAUCUUCGGGAGAUGAGCAAGACCACAGCGUUGGUGCUCGAAGCUCCGUGAUGCCGGACGAGGACCAGAAUGAGGACGGCGUCACGCCUCACAGCGAGCAUUCAUCGCUUGUGCGUAACAGACGGGCAGAAGGAAGACAAUCCAGGUACUUCAGGCGUCGACAGGACGAGAGCGACGCUUCAAGCGACACAGGUCCAGGAGGAGAACAAAACUCUUCCACGCUGCGACCUUCCGGCGAAUCAACACCAAGAGGCGCUUCUAACGGCAGCACUCGUCAAGAUGACGAGCAAAGCAUCUUCACUCCAAGUGCCACCGACGCCGGCCUUGAGCACUCCCAACAACUUGGAACCCCACGAGAUGAGUCGAGUCUCCUUUUGAACCAAGAGGCAAACGCUGCUGAGUCUAGCAUCGAGCAAUCCGACUCUGGAGAUUUGCGAGUCGAGCCGGAUGUUCCAUCAGAUCCCGAUGCUGAUGUGCAAGGGCCGAGAAAUGCGAGUGGACAAGCUGUCCAGCGCACCGAUGGGAGAUUUGGCGACUGGGAUGUCGCGGGACCAAGUACACGACCGGCCCAUGGUCUUUCAGAGCGGCAGCUCUCCAAGCGACCAGUUGCUCCCAACGAUGGCAACGGAGCAGAGCGUUCGAAGAGGACUCGGAGGACAACUCGUGGGCCAGCUGCAGAUUCUAGUGUGCAUGAGGAAAAUCCUGCCAACCCUGUUGAGACGUUCAAGGUUGAGCUAACAGCCCUAUCUGAUCGAUCUCAGGCCGAGAGGAGCCCCGGAGUUGAUGCUUCCAGUCACAUGGAGUGCUCGAGAAAUCCCCGAGACAGAUGUGUCGAUGCAAUCAAAGGCUACAGGAUACCUCCGUACAACAAAUUCCAUCCUCCGCCUGGAGUUGUGUAUGCGCAUGAACAUACAUGGACACCCGGCGGCCUCAGCGACGACAACGUCAAGUUCAUCAUCAGCUGGUGUCCGUGCAACAAGACCGAGUUCCUGCAUCAGGGGUGGCAGAGAAUGUGUGUGGCAAACCCCAGCAACGGCGACAAGACGAAGUAUGAGGUGCUCUCCAUCCGCUACAGCCACGAGCUGAACAUGCUCAUCCAGGCUUAUUGUCCUCCCCGACCUCAAUGGCCUGGGCACGUCGUCCAAAUUGACUGA
Molecule: messenger RNA, 2178 nt
Organism: Ramularia collo-cygni
Lineage: Eukaryota; Fungi; Ascomycota; Dothideomycetes; Mycosphaerellales; Mycosphaerellaceae
Exons: 2
Coding region: 1-2178 (725 amino acids)
Source: RefSeq, a predicted model, not a curated record